This is a messenger RNA of Enterobius vermicularis (human pinworm), 948 nucleotides long. Lineage: Eukaryota; Metazoa; Nematoda; Chromadorea; Rhabditida; Oxyuridae. The record is from the annotation of a GenBank genome assembly.
AUGUCUUUUUUUUCCAGAGAAAGUGGAAAAAUAACUGUUUACAAUGAUGGCCAAGGGAUCCCUAUAGAAGUGCAUCCGGAGGAAGGCAUCUAUGUUCCUAGCCUCAUUUUCGGCACUUUACUUACUUCUUCUAAUUAUGAUGACUCAGAGUUAAAAGUUGUUGGUGGGAGAAAUGGUUUUGGUGCAAAACUCUGUAAUAUAUUUAGCACUGAAUUCGUUGUUGAGACGUCGUCGUCGAAACUGAAAAAGCGGUUCAAGCAGGUAUGGUUGAAUAAUAUGACUGUGAUGAAUCCACCAAUUGUUAACAGCGACCCGUUAGCGGAGGAUUACACCAGGAUAACUUUUACCCCUGAUCUAGGAAGGUUUAACAUGGUAGCACUUGAUGAAACAAUUUUACAGUUGAUGAAGAAACGCACCGUUGACGUCGCGGGCACACUAGACGGUGUAGAAGUCAGCUUCAAUGGACAAAGCUUUGAGAUUCAUGGGUUUGAAGAUUAUGUAAAAUUGUAUUCUGAUGUUCAAAUGAACAGCCUCACUACUAGUAAAUCUGUUUUCUGCUAUGUAAAUCCACGCUGGAAGAUUGCAGUGGGUUCCAGUGAUUUUGGUUUUGAGCACGUUAGCUUCGUUAACAAUAUCGCUACCACUAAGGGAGGAAGGCAUGUCGAUUAUAUCGCUGAUCAAGUUGUAAGUGCUAUCAAAGCUGAAUUAAUUGAACAAAAUAGAAGUUAUAAGACCAUCAGACCUUCAAUGAUAAAAAGUCGUCUCUUUCUCUUUGUGAACUGCCUCAUUGAGAAUCCUUCUUUUGAUUCGCAGACAAAAGAGUAUUUGACAACGCCUCUUCAAAAAUUCGGUUCAAAAUGCGUUUUACCUCAUGUAUUCGCUUCUCAGAUUGUAAAUGAAACGGAUGUUAUUGCGCUAAUUCUAAAGGACAUAAACAAACAGAAUUCU